Messenger RNA from Gossypium raimondii (Peruvian cotton), 1053 nucleotides. RefSeq lists its product as uncharacterized. The record is from RefSeq and is a predicted model, not a curated record. NCBI's taxonomy places the organism in Eukaryota, Viridiplantae, Streptophyta, Magnoliopsida, Malvales, Malvaceae. Bases 216 to 758 code for a protein of 180 amino acids. The transcript is spliced from 3 exons.
AGGAAAAGAGAGAAUCUAGGUUGCUUUAUUAUUGGAUCACUUUUCCCUUUGCUUAAUGGCUAAAGGUAAUUAAUUAGUAAAUUUAUUUAUGCUGCUGCGUAAACUAAACCCCUUCAGCUUGCUUAACGCUUUUGAUUAAUACUAUUUUUGUGUGCGUCUUUUUGCUUCUCUGGCUCAUAUUUUCUCGAGAUUUUCCUUCUUUGUUUGCUUGAAUUAUGGCUUCAACCUUGCUACUGGCUCUGGUUUUUGUGAUUGAUCUGAUUGCUUUCGCCCUUGCUGUUGCUGCUGAGCAAAGGAGAAGUACUGCCACUGUUGGCAAUAAUGGGAAAGAAAGUUAUUGUGUUUAUGAUGAGGAUAUUGCAACUGGUUUGGGUGUGGGUUCGUUCCUCUUCCUUCUGCUUAGUCAGAUACUAAUAAUGGUGACAAGUCGGUGCUUAUGCUGUGGGAAGGCCAUGAGACCAAGUGGAUCGAGAGCAUGGGCAGUUGUCCUAUUCAUCACUUGUUGGUUGUUCUUUUUCAUUGCGGAGGUAUGUCUGCUGGCAGGGUCAGUGCGGAAUGCUUAUCACACCAAGUACAAGAAUCUCUUAAAUGAUCCCCCAUCUUGUGCGACAUUGAGAAAGGGUGUCUUUGGCGCUGGGGCUGCAUUUGCUUUCCUAACAGCUGUAGUCUCUGAGCUUUACUAUGUGAGUUAUUCGAAGGCUAAUGAUGCAACAGUUAACUACGGCAAAGACACCGGAGUGAGGAUGGGAAACCUGUAGAUGGAUAUGCUCAGAGGCAGUCAUAAAAUUUCAUUCAUUGUUGAUUAGCCUUAAUGUUUCUGUUGUAGACAACUUAGGUUACAGCAUGUGUGUUUUAGUAUACAUGCGUCUUACCAUGGACAUGGACAUGUACUUGUGUUUUUCCCACUUUACGUUGCAGGUUUCUGUCUAAGCAUUUUGCAUGUUGUCUAAGCGCUUAGUGUUUCGUUUUUUUUAGUAUGUGAAGUGAUUAGAGUGACAUUUGAGAGUGUAUUUUUUCAGUAAUAUAUAGUAAUCUCCAUGGGAAUUUAUAAAA